Messenger RNA from Phragmites australis (common reed), 822 nucleotides. RefSeq names its product non-specific lipid transfer protein GPI-anchored 1-like. The transcript has 3 exons. NCBI's taxonomy places the organism in Eukaryota, Viridiplantae, Streptophyta, Magnoliopsida, Poales, Poaceae. The record is from RefSeq and is a predicted model, not a curated record. The coding region runs from base 104 to 637 and encodes 177 amino acids.
UAUAAACGCCGGCCGCCCACGCCACCUCUAGGUAGGUAGCAGCUGCCCACGGCCCUUCACGCUCCAGAGAAACCAGCAGCAGGCGGGUGGUCGAAUCUUGGACAUGACGAGGUGGUGGUGGCUGGCGGCGGUGGCGUGCUGGUGCGCCGCGGCGGUGUCGGCGCAGUCGCCGGCGCCCCCCGCCGACCCGCUGCAGGGCAAGUGCCAGGAGGACUUCGGGAAGCUGACGGACUGCUUGGACUACGCGACGGGGCACGCGGGGACCCCCUCGUCGACGUGCUGCUCCGACGCCAUGGCCACGCACAAGUCGCGGCCCGAGUGCCUGUGCUACAUCAUCCAGCAGGUGCACAGCGGCCGCAACGAGGUGCAGUCGCUGGGCCUCCGCUUCGACCGCCUCCUCGCGCUCCCCGCGGCGUGCAGCCUCCCCGGCGCCAACGUCACGCUCUGCACCAACCUGCUGCACCUGAAACCGGGCUCGCCGGACUACGCUCUCUUCGCCAACGCCUCCAAGAUCACUCCGUCAACUACGACCCCGGCGAGCGGCAGCACUGCCGGCAGUGGCUUCAAGCUUCAGACGGGGAUCCGCGGCAGCAUCGCGGCUGCCGUGAUCUCUGCAGUCUUGUCAUCCAUCUUCUGAUUUCAGUUUCAUCUUGUCCCUUACCUUGCAGUUUGGGAUGCAGCAAAACGCUUGCUUGCUGUCAUGCUUGUUGAUUCGUUCUGAUGUACUAGUUGUUGUCUAUUUUGUACUAGUUGUUGUUUAUUUUGUACUUACUAUUUUGCUACUUGAAAAAAAGGAAAAGAAAUUGGCAGUUCUUUUCUGUA